This is a messenger RNA of Drosophila santomea, 3937 nucleotides long. It is a transcript of the gene alpha-Cat, whose product is annotated as catenin alpha. Bases 68 to 2821 code for a protein of 917 amino acids. Gene Ontology annotation, biological process: cell-cell adhesion; cell migration. Gene Ontology annotation, molecular function: structural molecule activity; cadherin binding; beta-catenin binding. NCBI's taxonomy places the organism in Eukaryota, Metazoa, Arthropoda, Insecta, Diptera, Drosophilidae. Gene Ontology annotation, cellular component: catenin complex; adherens junction; actin cytoskeleton. The record is from RefSeq and is a predicted model, not a curated record. The transcript has 12 exons.
AAUCAGUGGACCACUGACUACUUAUUGAAAAAGGCGUCGUCGUUUAAUUAUUGAAAAUAAUUAUUAAAUGUUAAAACCUGAUAAAAUGGGCACUUUAACCGAUUUCGGACAGAUAGCUUUGAAAUGGGAUCCCAAAAAUUUGGAAAUUCGCACAAUGUCAGUUGAAAAAACUCUUGAACCUCUUGUUUUACAAGUUACCACUCUUGUAAAUACUAAGGGCCCAAGCAAAAAGAAAAAAGGAAAAUCAAAGCGGGCCAGCGCAUUAGUUGCAGCUGUUGAAAAGGCUACAGAAAAUUUUAUUCAAAAAGGUGAACAGAUUGCUUACGAGAAUCCAGACAUCACACAAGAAAUGUUAACAGCUGUGGAUGAAGUAAGAAAAACUGGAGAUGCUAUGAGCAUUGCAGCAAGAGAAUUUUCUGAAGAUCCGUGCAGUUCCUUGAAGAGAGGAAAUAUGGUGCGCGCAGCUAGGAAUUUGUUGUCAGCUGUAACCCGCUUGCUAAUUUUAGCUGAUAUGGUAGAUGUGCAUUUGCUUUUGAAAUCGCUCCAUAUUGUCGAGGACGAUUUAAACAAACUAAAAAACGCUUCGAGUCAGGACGAGCUUAUGGAUAAUAUGAGGCAAUUCGGACGCAAUGCAGGAGAACUUAUAAAACAAGCAGCUAAACGUCAACAAGAACUUAAGGAUCCCCAAUUAAGAGACGACUUAGCAGCUGCUCGGGCGAUGCUUAAAAAGCAUUCAACAAUGCUGUUAACUGCAUCAAAAGUGUACGUUCGCCAUCCGGAACUAGAUCUAGCAAAAGUAAAUCGCGAUUUUAUUCUAAAACAAGUUUGUGAUGCUGUAAAUACUAUCAGCGAUGUUGCCCAAGGAAAGUCAUCCCAACCGACAGAUAUAUACAGCGGAGCGGGAGAGUUGGCUGCAGCUUUAGACGACUUUGACGAGGGAAUUGUAAUGGAUCCGAUGACCUACAGCGAGAAGCGUUCACGCCAAUUGCUCGAAGAGCGGUUGGAAAGUAUUAUUAGUGCAGCUGCAUUGAUGGCGGAUGCAGACUGUACUCGAGACGAGCGACGGGAGAGAAUUGUUGCCGAAUGCAAUGCUGUGCGGCAAGCUUUACAGGAUUUGCUAUCUGAGUAUAUGUCAAACAUGAGUCAAAAAGAUAACAGCCCAGGACUCUCUCGAGCGAUUGAUCAAAUGUGUCGCAAGACUCGUGACCUAAGAAGGCAAUUGCGAAAAGCUGUUGUGGAUCAUGUUUCGGACUCUUUUUUGGAGACUACAACUCCUUUGCUAGAUUUAAUUGAAGCUGCAAAGUCGGGUAAUGAAAAAAAAGUUCGCGAGAAGUCCGAAAUAUUUACUAAGCACGCUGAAAAACUAGUUGAAGUAGCAAAUUUAGUAUGUAGCAUGUCAAACAAUGAAGAUGGUGUUAAAAUGGUUCGAUAUGCUGCUGCCCAAAUUGAAAGUCUUUGCCCGCAAGUAAUAAAUGCAGCAUCGAUAUUAACUGUUAGACCGAAUUCUAAAGUAGCUCAAGAAAAUAUGACUACUUAUCGGCAAGCCUGGGAGGUGCAAGUUCGUAUUUUAACCGAAGCAGUGGAUGAUAUUACAACAAUUGACGACUUCUUAGCAGUAUCAGAGAAUCACAUUCUUGAAGAUGUAAACAAAUGUGUAAUGGCCUUACAAGUUGGUGAUGCCAGGGAUUUGCGUGCAACUGCUGGUGCUAUUCAAGGCCGAUCAUCACGAGUAUGUAACGUUGUUGAAGCUGAAAUGGACAAUUAUGAACCAUGUAUUUACACCAAACGAGUUCUAGAAGCAGUCAAAGUUCUCCGAGAUCAAGUUAUGAUAAAAUUCGACCAACGUGUAGGAGCAGCCGUUGGAGCCCUUUCAAAUAAUUCCAAUAAGGAUGUUGACGAAAAUGACUUUAUUGAUGCUUCUCGUCUGGUGUACGACGGAGUUCGUGAAAUUCGAAGAGCCGUUUUAAUGAACCGAAGCUCGGAAGAUCUUGAUACUGAUACGGAAUUUGAACCAGUUGAAGACCUAACCUUGGAAACUCGAAGUCGAUCAAGUGCUCAUACCGGCGAUCAAACCGUUGACGAAUAUCCGGAUAUUAGUGGCAUAUGUACAGCUCGGGAAGCUAUGCGAAAAAUGACAGAAGAAGACAAACAAAAAAUUGCUCAGCAAGUCGAGUUAUUCCGUAGGGAAAAACUAACCUUUGAUUCAGAAGUUGCUAAAUGGGAUGACACUGGAAAUGACAUUAUUUUUCUGGCCAAACAUAUGUGUAUGAUUAUGAUGGAAAUGACGGAUUUUACUAGAGGACGAGGUCCUUUAAAAACUACCAUGGAUGUUAUUAACGCAGCUAAAAAAAUUUCUGAAGCUGGUACUAAGCUGGAUAAACUAACCAGGGAAAUAGCAGAGCAAUGUCCAGAAAGCAGUACAAAAAAGGACCUCUUGGCGUAUUUGCAACGCAUUGCCCUAUAUUGUCAUCAAAUUCAAAUAACUUCGAAAGUAAAAGCAGAUGUUCAAAAUAUAAGCGGUGAACUUAUUGUUUCCGGGCUGGAUAGUGCUACAUCGUUAAUUCAAGCGGCUAAAAAUUUAAUGAACGCCGUUGUAUUAACGGUAAAGUACUCAUAUGUGGCAUCAACAAAAUAUACAAGGCAAGGAACUGUGUCUUCCCCAAUUGUAGUAUGGAAAAUGAAAGCACCAGAAAAAAAACCUUUGGUCAGGCCGGAAAAACCAGAAGAAGUACGAGCCAAAGUUCGCAAGGGAUCUCAAAAGAAGAUUCAAAACCCUAUCCAUGCAUUAUCUGAGUUCCAAAGUCCUGCUGACGCUGUUUAAAAAUUGAUUUUCUAUCAAUAUCUAUUAAUUACCAUAAACAAAGUAGUAUUAAAAUCAUUGCGCUUAUCUAUGGUUACGAGGGCUGCUAUAUAUAAUUCUGGCCUUAUAAUGAAAAUACGAAUAUUUAUCAACGAAAAUGGUUUUAUUGUUUUUCAAAACAUAUGCGCUCAAACCAAUUUUCGAAACACUUUUUCCACUCCGAUUGAGAUGCUUCAACAGCAUCUCCUGGCGAGGAAAAUUGUUGACCACGCAUUAUUUUCUUAAUCUGUGAGAAAAAAAAAAAGUCAUUGAGUGCCAAGUCAGGGUUGUACGGCGGAUGACCCAUCAAUUCGACGUUUUGGCCGGUCAAAAAGGCGCUGGUUGAGCCGAUGUGUAAGAAGAGCUCGCAUUGUUAUGAUGCACAAUGAUUCGUCUUCUCAUGGUCGUUUUUCCCAUUUCUCCGAAGACUUCAGGCAAACAAAUGGUGUUUGCUCAAGCGGAACAGUAUCACACAUGACCAGUUUUGCCAAAAAAACAGGCUACCAUUUGCUUCGAAGUGCUUCUUCCACGAACAACUUUCGUUGGAUUUGGCUCGUCUUGGAAGACCCACACGGUCGAUAGCUCUUGUUUCGGGAUCAUACGGAUAGAUCAAUGAUUCGUCACCUGUGACGAUCUUAUAAAGGUCAUUUAAAGCACCGCGAUCGUAUUUUUCAGCCUUUCUUUGAGCGAUUGUUAGAUUGUGCGGGAUCCAACGAGAACAAACCUUUUUUACGGCCAUACAAAGAUUUUAGUUCAUCAAUACACUCUUGUCGUGAUAAUCCACGUCGAAGGUUGUGAAAAAUGAUCGCCCGAAAAUGUUCACGAGUUCAUUUCAUUUUUUGGCCGAAAUGAAUUUUUUAAUUCCCUGUAAAUAAAACAGUUCACAAUUAAAUAACAAAACGUUGUGAGUGAUGUUAUCCUACAAAUGUCAAACUUUCCAAUGGAAAUGUCAGAUUGCACCUGGCAACCUUUAGUAUUGUCUAGGCCAGAAAUAUAUAGCAGCCCUCGUAUUUAAAUGCUGCAAUCUAUUCAAUUACAUUCUUAUAUUACAAUAAUCGACCCUAUAAAAUAUAAUAAAAAAUACAUAUAAAAACCUUU